CCCGAUCUCUGUCCGGCCUAGUUUCUGAGGGCAGGUGCGAAAUGGCGGCGGCAGUGGCGGCUUCGCAGGCGUUGCGGCGCUUGAGGCGGCUCCGCGCGCAGGGACCAGCAGCUUGCCAGGCACUCUCUCGCAACUUUCACUUCACUGUUUAUGGAAAGAAAAGUGUGUCUGCUAAAGUAUCUGAUUCAAUUUCGACACAGUAUCCUGUAGUAGACCAUGAAUUUGAUGCGGUUGUAGUGGGUGCAGGUGGUGCAGGUUUGCGAGCUGCGUUUGGCUUGUCUGAAGCUGGGUUUAACACAGCAUGUGUUACAAAAUUGUUCCCUACCAGAUCCCAUACUGUUGCUGCACAGGGAGGGAUCAAUGCUGCUUUGGGGAAUAUGGAAGAGGAUAACUGGAGAUGGCAUUUCUAUGAUACUGUGAAAGGCUCUGAUUGGCUGGGAGACCAGGAUGCAAUUCAUUAUAUGACAGAACAGGCUCCGGCUUCAGUUAUCGAGCUGGAGAAUUAUGGGAUGCCGUUUAGCAGGACAGAGGAUGGGAAGAUCUAUCAGCGUGCCUUUGGAGGACAGAGCCUUCAGUUUGGGAAAGGGGGACAAGCUCAUCGAUGCUGUUGUGUGGCUGAUAGGACAGGCCACUCUCUGCUGCACACACUGUAUGGCCAGUCUCUUCGAUAUGACACGAGUUACUUUGUGGAAUAUUUUGCCCUUGACCUCCUUAUGGAAAAUGGAGAAUGUUGUGGAGUUAUUGCACUUUGUAUAGAAGAUGGAACCAUACACCGUUUAAGAGCAAAAAAUACGAUUAUCGCCACUGGAGGAUAUGGGCGCACCUACUUCAGCUGUACAUCUGCUCACACCUGUACUGGAGAUGGCACAGCAAUGGUCACACGGGCUGGCCUGCCUUGUCAGGAUUUGGAAUUUGUGCAGUUCCAUCCCACAGGUAUUUAUGGAGCUGGCUGCCUCAUUACAGAAGGCUGCCGUGGUGAAGGAGGCAUUCUGAUUAACAGUGAAGGUGAAAGGUUUAUGGAGAGAUACGCACCAGUUGCCAAAGAUCUAGCUUCAAGGGAUGUUGUGUCUCGUUCAAUGACUAUUGAGAUCCGAGAAGGAAGAGGAUGUGGGCCUGAGAAAGACCACGUGUACUUGCAACUGUAUCAUUUGCCACCUCAGCAGCUAGCAACUCGUCUUCCUGGGAUUUCAGAAACUGCUAUGAUAUUUGCUGGUGUGGAUGUUACCAAAGAACCCAUUCCUGUUCUGCCCACUGUGCAUUACAAUAUGGGAGGUAUUCCUACAAACUACAAAGGACAGGUGAUUACCCAUGUAAAUGGCAGGGAUCAAGUAGUCCCUGGCUUGUAUGCUUGUGGUGAAGCAGCCUCUGCCUCUGUUCAUGGCGCUAAUCGUCUUGGAGCAAACUCACUCCUAGAUUUGGUGGUCUUUGGUCGUGCGUGUGCUCUUAGCAUUGCGGAAUCCUGCAAACCUGGAGAGCCAGUUCCAUCAAUUAAACCAAAUGCGGGUGAAGAAUCUGUAGCAAAUCUUGACAAACUGCGCUUUGCCAAUGGAAGCAUAAGAACUUCGGAUCUGAGGCUUAAUAUGCAAAAGACAAUGCAAAACCAUGCUGCAGUGUUCCGCACAGGUCCUGUCCUACAGGAAGGUUGUGAGCAAAUUAGCAGUCUCUAUAACAACAUGGAUGAUUUGAAGACAUUCGAUAGAGGUAUUGUCUGGAAUACCGACUUAGUGGAGACUUUGGAACUACAAAAUCUAAUGCUCUGUGCUUUACAAACUAUUUAUGGUGCAGAGGCUCGGAAAGAGUCACGUGGCGCUCAUGCUAGGGAGGAUUAUAAGGUAAGGAUUGAUGAAUAUGACUAUUCCAAACCAAUCCAAGGGCAGCAGAAGAAAUCAUUUGAUCAGCACUGGAGAAAGCAUACUCUCUCUUAUGUAGAUGUCAAGACUGGGAAGGUUACUCUGGAAUAUAGGCCUGUAAUCGACAAAACCCUCAAUGAAGAAGACUGUGCAACAGUGCCACCAGCUAUUCGUUCCUACUAGUGACUUUCGUUCAAUUCCUUACGUUGUAAGUUUCCUGGUACAGAAGUGAACAUCAUGCAGCUUACUACUAGACAACUGUAGUGCAAUAAGUCUGAAAGACUCUUUAUUUGCAGCAGAAUCCAGGAAGCUUAGUAUUCUGGCCCAUUGCUUCAUGCGUUAAUAUAUCAUUGCAAUACAGAGCUCAUGCAGCAAAGUAAUCUCAUAGUGUCUCUGCUUGAGUUUGCAGGUUUCUCUAAGUAGCUGGAGCUCUGCACGCAAUUUGUAUGUAUUACCUUUAUUUUGACUGUGCAAUUUUGUAUUGACUUUCUUAGAGUGAUACAUUAAAAGAGUAAAUGCAGUAUGGUGGUUAAGAGAAACAGCAGCAUUUGGAAGUACUUACAUCCAGUGAAAUGAAAGGGUUUAAGUGCACCUAACUAUUGGAUUGUGGUCUUAGAACUUUAUAAUUCUCUACAUUUUACAGUUCACAUUACUUACUUAGAAUCACAGUUGCUGCAACUAUAACUAGGGGAACAGUGUCAAGCCUGAAUCCAAGUAUCAUAGCAGAUCCAUAACAGCUUGGUAGGACUUUUCUGUCUGUUGGCAGACACUAAAAAUUUAAAGAAUCCAGCUCUCUCUCCCUUAAAUAUAUUUUCCUAGGUGAAUAAUACACUGUUGAGAAUUGAAAGUUGUAUAUCUGGCAUUCUUUGUAAGGCAUUCUUUGUUUGGAGUGUGUCUCUGAAAAGGGUCACAAUGUAUAGAUGGAUAUUCUUUCAGAUGCUUCAGUGCUGUCGUAUCAGUAUCAUCUGAAAAAUCUGAAACAAGGUUUUACUAACUGCUUUCUGAUUUCAUUGACAAGUGUGCAUAUUAUGUAUUUACUCUGUAUUUGUAAAAAUCCAGCACAUUAAAUUGGACAAGAAUGUAAGUACAGCCUGUGCCAGCACUGAAACAAUUAUAUUAGUUUUUCCAUUAA
Zootoca vivipara (common lizard) is the source of this 2982-nucleotide messenger RNA. RefSeq names its product succinate dehydrogenase complex flavoprotein subunit A (gene SDHA). Gene Ontology annotation, molecular function: electron transfer activity; succinate dehydrogenase (quinone) activity; flavin adenine dinucleotide binding. Gene Ontology annotation, biological process: tricarboxylic acid cycle; mitochondrial electron transport, succinate to ubiquinone. Gene Ontology annotation, cellular component: respiratory chain complex II (succinate dehydrogenase). The record is from RefSeq and is a predicted model, not a curated record. NCBI's taxonomy places the organism in Eukaryota, Metazoa, Chordata, Lepidosauria, Squamata, Lacertidae.